Messenger RNA from Osmerus eperlanus (European smelt), 4821 nucleotides. Its product is annotated as teashirt homolog 1-like. Gene Ontology annotation, biological process: regulation of transcription by RNA polymerase II. Gene Ontology annotation, cellular component: nucleus. NCBI's taxonomy places the organism in Eukaryota, Metazoa, Chordata, Actinopteri, Osmeriformes, Osmeridae. Gene Ontology annotation, molecular function: DNA-binding transcription factor activity, RNA polymerase II-specific; DNA binding. The annotation marks the transcript as partial. The record is from RefSeq and is a predicted model, not a curated record. The transcript has a single exon.
UCUGCAGCUUAUGCUGGGGAAGAGGAGUUUAAGGCGGGCUCUGUCGGGGAGGAGCACCUGCAGGACGACGGCCUCUCAUUGGACGGCCAGGACACAGAGUUCCCCUACAACGAGGAGGAGGAGGAGGAUGGAGGAAGGCUUCCUGCCAGCUUCCAGGACUCUCCCCUCAGCAACGGCACCAACCCAGACGCAGGUUAUGGCUCCCCGCUCAGCGACGCCAGCGACCGGCUCACGGACUUCCGCAGCAGCUCGUCCAGGGACGGCCAGGAGCGCGAGGAGGUGCCCCUGGUCCCGCGGCUGGAGAACGGCCUCUCUCUGAGGGACAGCCUGGCGCAGAUGAAAGCCGUCUAUGCAAACCUGAUCUCAGAUGCCUCCUGGUCCAGUAUCGCCAUGGACAUCAUGAAGGCCAAGCCGACCUCCGCCUCUGGCAACGCCACCAACCCCAACCCCACCACCACCACCACCUCCUCCAUCUCCGCGUCCACCACCUCUACCCUGCAGACCAGCGAGGGCAGCCAUGCUAGCAGCCACCUUCACCACCAUCACAACGGCAGGAGCAGCAGCAGCACCAACCACACAGGCAGCGGAAGUACCAGUGCUAACGGCACCUCGGCUAGCUCAGUUAGCGCCAACACUGGCACUAGCAGCAGCAGUGGAGGGGCAAUGGGGGGUAGUGGUGCCAAUAACGGUGGAGGAGUGGCCUACGACUGGCACCAAGCAGCCCUGGCCAAGACCUUCCAGCAGAACCCCUACCACCUCCUCCCAGAGCCCAGUCUGUUCAGCACCGUGCAGUUGUACCGCCAGAACAACAAGCUGUACGGCUCAGUCUUCACCGGAGCCAGCAAGUUCCGCUGUAAGGACUGCAGCGGCGCCUACGAUACUCUGGUGGGCCUGACGGUCCACAUGAAUGAGACAGGCCACUACCGGGACGACAACAAGGACAAAGAGGAGGACCGGGGCAAGCGCUGGUCCAAGCCCCGCAAGCGCUCGCUGAUGGAGAUGGAGGGGAAGGAGGAUGCCCAGAAGGUUCUGAAGUGUAUGUACUGCGGACACUCCUUCGAGUCUCUCCAGGACCUGAGCGUCCAUAUGAUCAAGACCAAGCAUUACCAGAAAGUGCCUCUCAAAGAACCUGUGCCAGCCUUGGCCACCAAACUGCUGCCCUCUUCCAAAAAGCGAGCCCUCCAGGACUCCCUUGUGUCUCCAUGCUCCCCAGAUUCAGCCCCCGGAAUUGUGGGGAACAUGUCCAUGUUGGGGGACUCUGGGGGAAAGGACCCCAAGGCCCCUGCCAACCCCUAUGUCACCCCCAACAACCGCUAUGGCUACCAGAACGGUGCCAGCUACACCUGGCAGUUUGAGGCCCGCAAGGCUCAGAUCCUGAAGUGCAUGGAGUGCGGCAGCUCCCACGAUACCUUGCAGCAGCUGACGGCUCACAUGAUGGUGACAGGCCACUUCCUGAAGGUCACCAACUCCGCCUCUAAGAAGGGGAAGCAGCUGGUGUUUGACCCAGUGGUUGAGGAAAAGUUCCAGUCCAUUCCUCUACCCCCCACCACUACCCGUCUCCCCAUCCCCAGCCUUAAGUCCCAGCCUGUAUCCCCGGCCCUCUCCUCCGGCUCCGAGGAGAAGAGGGAAACCGAGGAAGAGGUCAGAAUGGAGCUGGGCGAACCAAUGGAGAAGAAGAUCAAAGAAGAGAAGGAGGACUCAGAUGGGUCCAAGUCGGAGACCACAUCAUACAAGUACCUGACUGAGGAAGAUCUGGAGGAGGCUCCUAAGGGAGGCCUGGACAUACUCAAGUCCCUGGAGAACACGGUGUCCAGCGCCAUCAGCAAGGCCCAGACUGGCACCCCGACUUGGGGGGGAUAUCCCAGCAUCCACGCUGCCUACCAGCUCCAUGGCUCCAUAAAGGCCUCCACAGUGUUGCCCCCUACAGUCCAGAGCCUGCAUAUGCAGCCUGUGCACAGCAGCAGCCUUCGUGGUGGCCUGGGUACCGACACUAGCUCCUUCAUCCACUCCCCCCACAGCCCCACCUCCUCUCCUCCCCUCAGGAGCAAUGUGUCGGCCAUGGAGGAGCUGGUGGAGAAGAUGACCGGCAAGGCCCCCUCUGUGAAGAAGGAGAAGGAGGAGAAGAUGGUGAGUCUGGAGCGUUGCAGACCUCCUUCCUCCCUCAAAUCCCCCUCUCCUGUCUUGAGGGAGCAGAGGGACCGUCUACCAUCUCCCAAUGCCGUGAGCGUGAGCAAGCCCCUGGCCAGGAAUUGCAGUCCAGGCAGUUUUGCAGACGUGGAGCUGGUAUGCAAGAAGGAGCCCAAAGAGACCCUUCUGGAUGGAAACAACCACUCUAAGAACGGGACGGAGUCUCGCCAGUCCCCUGUCACCAACGGCAACAGCUUGGGCAUUAUCACCGAUCACUCACCAGAGCGGCCUUUCGUCAACCCCCUCAGCGCGCUGCAGUCAAUCAUGAACACCCACCUGGGAAAGGCCUCCAAGACUGUCAACCCAGCAGGAGACCCCCUGGCCAUGCUCUACAAGAUCAGCAACAGCAUGAUGGACAAGCCUGCCUUCCACCAACCUCAGGCCAAGCACGCCGAACCAAUCAACCGCUUCUUCUACGAGAACAACGACCAGCCCAUAGACCUGAGGAAGUCCAAAACUUCCUCCUCCUCCAACAACUCCAACAACAACAACAACAACAGUAACAGCAGUGGCAGCAGCAGUGUCGUCAAUGGCAACAAACCUAUCAUGUCCCUCCCCGACUCCUUGUCCUCUCCUCUGAGGGAGAACGCUUUGAUGGACAUCUCGGACAUGGUGAAGAAUCUGACCGGCCGACUGACGCCCAAGUCCUCGACCCCUUCCUCUGUUUCAGAGAAGUCCGACGCGGACGGCAGCGCGUUCGAGGACGCCCUGGAGGACCUGUCGCCGGUCCAGAAGAGGAAAGGUCGCCAGUCCAACUGGAACCCCCAGCACCUCCUCAUCCUCCAGGCCCAGUUUGUAUCCAGCCUGAGGGAGACCCCCGAGGGCCGCUACGCCAUGACGGACCUGGGCCCCCAGGAGAGGGUGCACAUCUGUAAGUUUACUGGCCUCUCCAUGACAACAAUUUCACACUGGCUGGCCAACGUCAAGUACCAGCUGAGGCGGAGUGGUGGAACCAAGUUCCUGAAAAACCUGGAUUCCUGCCAGCCGGUCUUCUUGUGCAGCGAGUGCGCCUCCCAGUUCAGGACUCCGUCCUCCUACAUCGCCCACCUGGAGUCUCACCUGGGCUUCAGCCUCAAAGACCUGUCCAAGCUGUCUGCCGAGCACCUGCGGGAACAGCAGGCCGUCUCCAAGGUGAUCUCAGACAAACUGACGUUAGGCAGCUGCCUGGCGGGACUGACCGCUCCGGAGGACGAAACAGGUUCAGUGUACCAGUGCAGGCUCUGUAAUCGGACAUUCGUCAGCAAACAUGCGGUCAAGCUGCACCUCAGCAAGACCCACGGCAAGUCUCCAGAGGACCAUCUGGUGUUCGUCACAGCUCUGGAGAAGAUGGAGAAAGUGUAAGAUAGUUCUCGGGGAUGAGCGAGAAAGAAAGAUAAACUGACAGAUUGACUGACCGCUGUGGAACUGACCAGAUUUUCAUUGCACUAAAAGAACGUUCACAGUUACUGCACUGGGCCGAACUGAGCCGCCAGAAAUCAGUCUUAUUAUUUUGUUUUAGUUGUGAUACUGCCUGACUGGACCAUGUCUUUUCAUGUUGUUUUGUUUUGCCAAGCUUUUUUAACACUUAUUUUGUAUUGUAUUUAUAUGGUAUUUGUCUGAACUGUGCAUGUAGUUUUGUGAUUCAAGGUUAAACACAAGAAUUUAAUCUUUUCAUGGCAAAAAAUAUGACUACUGCUUCAAUAGUGACAAAGGUGGUGACUGAAAAUUUUAAUUGGAGAAAAGACAGCUGUAUAAUACUUGAUAUGAAGAAGGUGAAAAUUAAUUGUAUACAUCAAAAGAAUGGAAGAAUCCUAUGAGAAACUGAAGUAGCACCUUACUGAAGAAAUCAGAAUUUUAUUUGUGAAGAAAACUUGUUCAGAAUUUUUUGGACAAGGAUUAUAUAUAUUUUCCUCUUCUCAUCACUACAACAUUUUUAUAUAUGGCCUGUUCAGAAACUUGUCUGUAUAUGAAUUUGUUCGAAAAAGAAAAAUCAUGUUAACCAUCAUGUAAACAUUGGGGAUAAUUAAAAUGCUGCUUGUGGUAACAAGUCAAUCAGUGAAAAUGGCCGUACAGUAUGCAAGUUCGCUCUGAAACAAUUUUUUUCUUGAUGUGAAGUAUCACCUUAUAGCAAUUUUGGAAUUGUAUGGUUUGUUACAACUUUCUCUUUCUAAAUUGUGCCGCUAUGAAUUAAACCAUUAAAACAAGAGUCCAUUACACAUUAAUGGUUACUGGUGAAUUGACAACACUCCAUAAGACAUAUCUUACCAUUUGAAACAGCUCUACAUUCUUUGUACUUAAAGGUGUGUGCAUUCUUUAACUUUUAUAUUGUCAUUUUAUAUACAAAAUAAUAAAAAUAAAACUAAUUGUGUACAUAGAUAUAUACUGUAGCUACAAAAUGUCUUUUUUUUUAAAGAAAAUACAAAUGUAGCUUCUUUGGCUUGGUUUACAGAAAUUAUUUGAAUUAUACUUGCAUCCAAUUUGAUGCAUGAUAUGGUGUGAAAAAUUAAUAAGCGAUGCACAAUGACUAUACAUUUCAAUGUUUUAUCAAUGAUAAUUGUAAAAAAAAUCUUUUUAGCACCAAAUAGUUUGUUUCAUUUUGUUUUGUUCUUUCUCAAAUUGUAAAAUAAACCCCAAAGCAGUUCUUGUUAAAAGUCA